UUCAAGAAGUCUAGUGUCUCGAGGGCCUCGACGGAUAUUUGUCGAUAUCAUGUGUUGUCCACCGCCAAAGAAAUGAUCUCUUUAGGAAAUCAAAUUCAAGAUUGCUGAAUUAUGCCUUUCAUCAAAUACAUGCUCGCAAUAUCGAGGACGGAAACGCUGACCGAUAUAACAUUAACAGGAUUGCAAUCUCUGCAAUAAACAUGCGUUUAGAUCGAAUCUUGAUUCAUGUAACGAGAUUGAUAAACGAGGCAAAAGUUUCGCUGCUGCGAAUUUCUGCGUUUUUCUGGGCCUCUCUCAUAGUGCAACAAAGAAGUCGGAUUAACGGGGGAAUGUCGUGUGCUGCAUAAGGGUAGGCUAUGGGCAGCUCUUUCCUGUGUUGUGUAGUUUCAGAAGGUCAGUGUAGAGGCGUUUAGAAAUAAACUGACCUGACAACUGCUUCAAAGUGAGUUUUUAAAAGUCAACACAAGUCAACCUCACAAGUCUCCUCUUUGGAAACGCAACAACUUGCGGUAGAAUGGAUUAAUGCUCAGCAGUUGUAGUCAAUGUCGCCCUCUUGUGGCCAUAUGCGUAACAAUGACCCAUGUCCUCACCCAGACGUCCAUAAUAAUAACAGUCAUGAUAACUUGGGUGUGACGGAUGGAGGAGCAGGUACAGACGCUGGCCGGGCGGCGACGGUUGCCGUGUGUGCGUGAGCGACUGUGGAAGGCGCCGGCAGGUGGGAAUGUGGCGCUGCUGCCAUUCCGCUGCCCGCGCUGCGGAGACAACAUGCGCUUCCGCAGCCUGAACUCUCUACGCGCCCACCUGCAGCUCACACACACCUUCCCCACUCCACCUGUGUCCAGAGCUCCACCCCUCUCCACACUGCCCCGCCCACAAGAGGAUAGUCACGCCCCCCCAGAACUACAGCCCGCCCCCAUCAUUAGCCCCGCACCCGCACCCUUCACAACAGCAGUAAAGGCCCCUCCCCCUGCCUCCCCAUUGGAUCACACAUCUGGGGGCAUGUCUAUGGAGGCGGAGCUCCAGGUGCGUCUGUGGGUGGCUCUGAAGAAGGCGGAGCUUCAGCUGCAGUCUGGGCAUGCUCAGUACAGCACAGCUCAUCAGCGGCCCCUGGUGGUAGAGGAGCAGCACAGCAGGCAGGUCCACUCCGCUGCCAUGGUGAUCGCAUCGCUACGGCAACAGCUGGCCACCUCACAGCACCAGCUGGAGCAGCGAGAGAGUGAGGUGUUGGGGAUGCAGAGCUGGCUGGCGUUAGCUGCUCAGCACGAGCUGCGUUGUAAGGAGACGCUGAGGAGCUUCAUAGAGACUCUUCUGCAGCGCCUCCAUGUGGCCGAGAGCAGCAACAACAGGAGACACUGAGGAGCUUCAUAGAGACUCUUCUGCAGCGCCCCCAUGUGGCCGAGAGCAGCAACAACAGGAGACCAUAGCGCCCCCAUGUGGCCGAGAGCAGCAACAACAGGAGAUUAUAGCGCCCCCAUGUGGCCGAGAGCAGCAACAACAGGAGAUUAUAGCGCCCCCAUGUGGCCGAGAGCAGCAACAACAGGAGACUAUAGCGCCCCCAUGUGGCUGAGAGCAGCACUAACAGGCAGAAAAUUAAGAUUUUUACAUCAUUGAAAGCAGUCAGUCCAGCAUUGAAAUCCGUAUUUCUCCCAUCUCAAGGCAAACUGAGGGAAUGAUGUACGACCAUUCAAAAACAUGACUGGUUUUCUAAAGAUACAAAACUUAAUGCUAAUCGGUGAAGUGUCCCUUUAACACCCAAAUAGAUUGAAAAUGGUUGUAAUCGUUUGUGCUUCGUUUGUGCACGAUUGUGCAGACAAAAUAAACAUUUGUGCACUCUUGUUUUUCAAGUUAUUAGCGUUAUUUGCUGGCGAGUGAUGUCACCCAGCACCCCAUUAACACCCAAAAGGCUAAAGAAUGGUCGAAAUCGUUUGUGCUUAAUUUGUGCAUGCAAAAAUGUACAUUUGUGCACAAACCAUUUCAAGGAUAUUAAACUUUAACUUGGUUAGUGACCUGAGGGGUAUUUCACAAAACCUAGAUAAGGGAUUAAGACAGGAUUUUUUGGUUAUCCUGGAUAUUUUUACCCUUGACUUGGUUUCACAAUAGAGAUGCUACAUGGGAAUUUAUUCUCUGCAACUAACAGCCAGGCUUAGUUAAUUCUGCUCUGUUAUUGGUUCAUUGAGCCGUCACUGUCAUUCCGCGCAAGGGGAUGAGUGCUUUCAUAGACCUCUGAAGUUCGCCUACAACCAGUAGUAAGUAAGUAAGUAAGUAAGUAAGUAAGUAAGGUUUAUUUAUAGAGCACAUUUAACCACAGCUCACACUGUACAAAGUGCAUAAGCUAACAAAUAAUAAAAUAGGAUAAGAUAGAAUAGAUAAAUAUACAGAAAGAUGAAAUCAAAAGACAACACUUAAUUACAGACAUAACAGGGUAGAUAAUUAACACACAGGGAAGGCCAAU
Molecule: messenger RNA, 2452 nt
Organism: Sardina pilchardus (European sardine)
Lineage: Eukaryota; Metazoa; Chordata; Actinopteri; Clupeiformes; Clupeidae
Gene: znf365
Product: zinc finger protein 365
Exons: 3
Coding region: 637-1356 (239 amino acids)
Biological process (GO): regulation of neuron projection development; regulation of DNA strand resection involved in replication fork processing; telomere maintenance
Source: RefSeq, a predicted model, not a curated record